Molecule: messenger RNA, 522 nt
Organism: Mya arenaria
Lineage: Eukaryota; Metazoa; Mollusca; Bivalvia; Myida; Myidae
Product: placenta-specific gene 8 protein-like
Exons: 5
Coding region: 145-522 (125 amino acids)
Source: RefSeq, a predicted model, not a curated record
CAUUUGGCUCAAGUGCACUGGUGGUUUUGCUUUGCCUGCGAAAAAAUAAAUUUGUUUUCUGAGGAAAUAUUCGGAAAAGUAAUCGUUGGUUAUUUCUCUCACAAGAGAGGCUUCACUUGCAGGCUAUACCGGUAAAUAACACAGAUGAACUCAAUGGUGGUAACCCAGCAGCCGCCGGGCAGACGGAUGCUGAUCGGAUCCGUCCAUGGCCACAGGGAUUGGGAUAGCGGGAUAUGUGCUUGCUUCUCCGACUGCAAAUCAUUGAUGAUGACGUACUGCUGCCUGGCGUGCGCAAUCUGUGACAUCUCGAACCGGGCGGGAGAAUGUUUAUUUAUGCCCUGGUUUGUCCCCUCGGGUUUAAUUGCUCUCAGGGCUAGAAUAAGGACGCUUGGAGGUAUCAGGGGCUCCAUCUGCGGCGACUUCAUGGCAAUAAAUGUUAUUUACGAUUCAAUCUACAGUGACAGCAUGGCAAUAAAUGUUAAGCCCCGCUUUUUCAGGGGUCCUCCUGCGGCGACUGCAUGA